CCAGCGACAAGCCCAGUAAAGACGCGCCAAGCGCGCGACGACUGACUCGGCUGCCCUCCGCCGCCGCAGCGGAGGCCGUGUCGCAGUGCCCACAGCGCGCUGCCGCGGCACCGGCACGGAAACAGGCGGCGUUACGUCACCAGGAGACCAUCAUGCCACCCCGCGCCUUCGCCGGGCCCCUCGGCGUGAACCAGGGCGAGGGCAUCCCGCCGCCCCGCGACUUGAUCACUUCCGACACGCCUCCAGGAACUCCUCGAGAUGACGACGACGACAUUACUGUAGCGUCGGUAUGUAACAUCGGCAUGCGGGGCAACAAGAAGGCCAUGGCCGGCGCCGUCCAGGUCAUGGACGAGUCCAUGACGCCGGAGCAGGGUCUGUUGAAUUUGAGGAGGAAGAUCGCCCUACAACUCAAGGGCGGCUCGCAUGGUCUGAUGCGGUGCUGGGUGCUGUUUAGGAACAGGUCUGGCUCCACGAAGCAAGGCAUUACGUUUGCGGAGUUCAAACGUGGACUAAAAUCCUACGCUAUCGACGCCCCGGAACGAGUGGCGAGGGAGAUGUUCAAUAGGAUGGACGCUUCCGGAGAUGAUCAUAUUCAGAUCAAGGAAUUUAUCGACCACGUCAUGGGCCGCUGGGACCCGUCGGCGAACGUGCUCGGGGGCCACAAGUCGGCGGCGGAGAUCGCGAGGAUCGGCAGAAUGGCUAAAAAUGUGAUGGUCAAGGACGCAGUUGAUGAUACGCUCACGGUGGAGCGGGGUCUCGUGAUGCUGCGGCAGAAGAUCGGCCAACGACUCGCUUCGGGUCCCGGUGGGUUGCUGCGGUGCUGGGUCAACUUCCGGCAGCGCGCCGGUGCCUCCAAGGAGGGCAUCACGGCGUCCGAGUGGGAGCGCGGCCUCAAGAUGUACGGCGUGCCCUUGAAUAAGGCUCGAGCUCGCGAAUUGUUCGACAGGAUGGACGCUUCUGGAGAUGGGUAUAUUCAAAUCAAAGAAUUUAUUGAUCAGGUCAUGGGGCGAUGGACGGCCGAGGCCAAUAUGCAUACCGGAGGGAAAUCUGAGGACGAGGUUAGAGGUAAGGACGGCGAAGGCAAACGGCGCGCGUCGCUCAUGGUCAAGGACAAGGUCGACCCGUAUAUGACUGUUGAGGACGGGAAGCUCGCCCUGCGACGGGUCAUCGGCCAGCGGUUGAAGUCCGGUCCCAAUGGUCUCAUGAGAUGCUGGGUCGAGUUCCGGAAUCGCGCCGGGUCGUCGAAGGAAGGUAUUUCUCGGAGCGAGUUCAAACGUGGAUUGAAGCUCUAUGGCAUCCCGCUGCACCCGUCCAAAACUGAUGAACUAUUUGAUCGGAUGGACGCGUCGGGCGACGGCUACAUUCAGAUCAAGGAAUUCAUCGACCAGAUCAUGGGCCGCUGGGACGCUUCCGUGAACGCGGGCGGCAUGGAGUCGGCCGGUACUGAUGGGUUAGGUAAUAGACUUACGGAAGGCAGGAAACGCGCCUUGGAAGCCGAGCAGCGGGCGUCCAAAAAGACGUUAGCUAUAGAUGCCGACGGCGCUCUCACUAUUUUACGGGCCAAGGUGUCGCAACGACUAAAACCGGGCGGCCACGGCUUGCAAAGGGCGUGGCGCGCGUUCCGCAAUUCAGGCGGCGGCGACCACGAGGGCAUUCCUCGCUCGGGUUUGGAUCGCGCUUUGCAUGCUUUUGGAUUACCAUUAGAUAAACCCACAACAGACGAAAUUUUCGCGCGGCUCGACGUUAAUGGUGAUGGCUUUAUCCACGAGCACGAGUUCGUGCGGGUCAUCAUGGGGCGAUCGAAGCUCAAAGCGAGACCUAGGAAGGAGCCUGAGAAGCCUCCUAUUGUCCUGAAGAAGCCUCCCGUGCCGAAGAAGAAGGCUCCUCCACCAGAGCCCGAACCGCUCCCCGAGCCGGAACUGCCUCCCUUGGAGCGACCUAGAACCGCCGACGACACGCCUAGAAGGCGGAAGUCGCCUCUGAAGAGGCCUGGUAGCGGUACGUCGCCGUACAAGCCCCAGGAACUGGCGCGGCCAUCCACAAGCUCCUUGACGGGCCGCUUCCAGUCCAAGGGCAAGCAGCCCGGAGCGGUGUUGAGAGAAAGGAUUCAAGCAUCGCUGGGCAAGCGCGGGCAGUUCCGCCGGCGCAACCCGGACCUCGCGGCGUUACAAGCGUACGACAUGCAAUGACCAAGACCCAUGACCAUCCCCGCGCACGACUCUGUUGCCUACCUGCCCGCGCGGCCCCGCUUAGCCCUUUUGCGUAAGGAAGCGGACCAAUUGAA
Pelagomonas calceolata is the source of this 2284-nucleotide messenger RNA. The record is from the annotation of a GenBank genome assembly. Lineage: Eukaryota; Pelagophyceae; Pelagomonadales; Pelagomonadaceae.